AUGUCAGGCAAAGCACAGGGACGCGAAAUCGCCAUUAUCGGCUCCAGCGGCCAGGUUGGACAACCGACAGCCAAGGCUCUUCUCGCAUCUGGCAUUCACACCAUUACUGCUGUCCAACGCAUUGAAGCAACAAGACACGAUGCUGUCGUGCUCAUGCCACCUCUCACCCACCUCGUCAGUCUGCAAGAGUCAGCAGUCCGAGCAGCAGCGAAAGCUGGAGUUCGAUAUAUCCUACCUGCAGAGUUUGGUCCAGACCCUUUCGCGUCAAAGCUGAUAGAGGAUAACCAACUUCUGCAAGACAAGAAGAAGAUCCGCGAUCUGAUUGAGGAACUCGGUGUGAGCAGCUGGAUCUCAGUAGCUGUCGGCCCGUUCCUCGACAUGAACAUCAAAAGUGGUCUUUGGGGCAUCGAUGUUGUUGCACAGACUGGCCAGGCUACAGCUGCAGUAUUGAGCCUCCCUGGACGAAACUUGUCCCGGUAUGAGAACAAGGCUUUCUAUGUCCCAUCAUUUCAUCUAAGCCAGAAGGAGCUCCUACUAGCAGUUCAGAAGGCAAGAGGGACAGCGGACCAGGACUGGGAGAUAGACUACCAGGAUGUGAAUGAUGCACUGGGAGAUUGCAACGACAAGAUUCGGCAGAAAGAUGCCACUGCCCCAUUUGUCAAGUUCUUCCUUACUCAUUUCCGGGAGGGGAGUGGAGGAGACUUUGAAAGCAAGGUCGAUGUCAGUGAGGUUAAGAAGCUGCAUGAAAUCGGACUUCAGAGGGAGGCCGUCGACGAUGUGCUUGAAAGGGUUCUGUCAUAA
Molecule: messenger RNA, 801 nt
Organism: Fusarium proliferatum ET1
Lineage: Eukaryota; Fungi; Ascomycota; Sordariomycetes; Hypocreales; Nectriaceae
Exons: 3
Coding region: 1-801 (266 amino acids)
Source: RefSeq, a predicted model, not a curated record